AUGCCUUGGACAUCGCCGGCGACCAUAGGCAUGCUAGUCACAGGAAUCGCGCUGCUUGGCGUCUUUUUGAUCGUCGAGUGGCGGUUUGCAAAGCUGCCUCUGCUACCAGCACGACUGUUCAGCUACGGCUACUCCACAAAUAUUUUGAUUAGCAUCAACAUUCUCGUCGGCUGGAUUUACUGGGGCAAUCUCUUCAUUCUCCCGUUGUACUUUCAGAACGUCCGAGGGGCAAGCCCAUCCCAGGCUGGGAUUCUGCUGCUCCCCAUGGUCAUCGCUCACGGACUGACAUCAGCUCUUACUGGCAUCAUCAUAUCCGCGUGCGGACAUUAUAAGCCCAUCAUUGUGACAGGAGCGGUCUGUUGGGCUUUAGCUGCGGCAAAGUUGUUUUACGACCAACAAACUCCCAUUUGGGAGAUGAUCGUGGUUGGCAUCCUGGAUGGCGUGGGCGUUGGAUGUUCUAUGCAGCCUGUCCUUGUUGGCCUUUUCGCGGGCUCGGAUCCAGACGACCGAGCCGUUUUGACAGGCCUGCGGAACUUUUUGAGAGAUAUGGGAGGAGCGACCAGUACUACAGUUUCUGGCACCAUCUUAAGCAACGUGCUAUAUUCUCAGUUGAAGUCCAGUUUCAGUAAGGAAACCAUUGCGAAAAUGAUCUCGUCAGCCUUCGCAUUAGAUGAUUUAAAUCUCACUAGGGAGGAAAAGACAUUGGUGUCACAAGGGUACAUGGAAGGGCUCCAUGCGGUAUUCGCCUCUUUCGGUAUACUCAUUGCCAUUCAUGUCUGCGCAUGUUUAUGGAUUCAAGACCAUGGCUUGAAACGUGAUGGAAAACAACGGAAUCAGGAGGAAGAUUGA
Diaporthe citri is the source of this 849-nucleotide messenger RNA. RefSeq lists its product as uncharacterized. The transcript has 3 exons. Gene Ontology annotation, molecular function: transmembrane transporter activity. The record is from RefSeq and is a predicted model, not a curated record. The coding region runs from base 1 to 849 and encodes 282 amino acids. NCBI's taxonomy places the organism in Eukaryota, Fungi, Ascomycota, Sordariomycetes, Diaporthales, Diaporthaceae. Gene Ontology annotation, biological process: transmembrane transport.